AUGGCUCGAUUCGCGGCCGCAGCCAUCGCCCCCUUGUGGGUCUUUGUCCUCGCGGCCGCGCUCCUCAUCGCACGCGCAGAGUCCGACAUCAGCGCAUUCGCAAGGUCUCUCCAAACACAGCUGACGGACGUCACGCUGAGCCCUCCAAGCCCGGUGGUGGGAGACGCCCAUGGCACCGACGUGGCGCUUUCCGGGGACGGUCUCGUCGCCGUCGUCGGCGCUCCCCUCCGCGACGGAAACGCCACCGCGGCGGCGGGCCAGUCAGGCGCCCCCGAAGCCUGUGUCCCCGGCUCGCUCUGCAACACCGGACAGGCCGCCGUGUUCCUGAAGAGCAACGGCACCUGGUCGCUUGCGAGCCUUCUGAACGAAACCGUCGACCUGACGGCGCGCGGGUUCACGCGCGGGCACUUCGGGGCGAGCGUCGCCGUCAGCAGCGACGGCAGCACCGUCGCCGUGGGCGCCCCGGCGCCGCUGAACGCCACCGCCGCCGGGAAUCGCGCGGGAGUGGUCUACCUGUUUGGCCGGCAGAACUCCACCUGGACGCGCACGGUCGCGCUCCAGGCCACCACGAACGUGCCGGCCGCCGGCGCCGCCGACGCCUUCGGGGCCGACGUGUCUAUCAACGGGGCGGGAACCACCGUCGUCGUAGGCGCGCCCUCCGCCACCGUGUCCGGCCAGGCCGCCGCCGGCGCGGCGUACAUCUUCGCGCUCUCCAACGGCGUCUGGAACAUCUCGGCCACGCUGACCGCCGCGACGCCCGCGAGCGACGCGUCCUUCGGGUCGUCGGUCGCGAUCUCUACGGACGGCAACACGAUCGCUGUCGGGCAGCCGGGCGCCGCCGGGGCGCCCGCCGGCACCGGGAAGGUGCUCGUCUACAAGCAGGUGUCGUCGUCCUGGACGCUCGUCGCGACCGCGACCAGCCUGGGCGCGCGAGGCUUCGGGAACAGCGUGGCCCUCGACGCGAGUGCCACGCUGCUGAUUGUCGGGGCACCGGACACGCCGGAGGGCCUCGUGGCCGGCGCGGGGCGCGCGGAGGUGUUCGCGCUCGGCAGUUCGAACUCGCAGACGGUCGCGGUGCCCGUGUUCCACAUCGUGCUGCCGUUUGGCAGCACCGCGCUUGGUCUGGGGGACCACGUGGCGGUGUCUGGCGACGGCAAGGUGCUCGCGGCGGGCGCGCCGGGUGGCACGGGCGCGCUGCUGCUGUUCCGGGAGCACACCGCGACGCGGGGUGUCUGGGCGAGGCUGGACGAGCAGCAGCCGCCGUCUGGCGGCGGGGCAGCGACCAGGUUCGGAGACAGCGUGUCGCUGAGCGCGGACGGGUCCGACGUGCUGACGGGCGCGCCUGGGUGGACGCCGUCUUCGUCGCUGACGAGCUCCGGCACCGCGACGGUGCGGAAUGUGGCGUCCCUGAGCAGCGUCAACAUCACCGCGUUCGCGAAGCCUUUCGACGGCGCUCCGCUCGCGCUGGGCGGCACGGCGCGUGGCGACCUCGGCCUGUCGAUCGCGACGGACGCCUUGGGGGACAGGAUCGCCAUCGGCUCGGACGUCGGCGUUUACAUGUUGCAGAAAACCAACACGUCGGUGUCGUACCUCGGCCGCUUCGACCGCCCCGUCGAGGCCGGCGACGAGUACCGCGUGUGGGCGCUGGAGGCUACGGCGAACAUGGAGUCGCUGUUCGUGGGGUCGAACCUCCUCGACAGCACGGGCGCGGCCACGAACGGGUCGAAGGUGUCGCUGUCGGGGUACGUGGACGUGUGGCGGUCGCAGGCGAACGGGACGCUGGCGCUGCACCAGAAGAUCACGAACGAGGACCUGCGGACGCAGAGCUUCAGGGUGUCGGGCGGGAACCAGGUGCUGUCGGGCGAGAGGCUGGGCGCGAGCGUGGGCGUGUCGCGGGACGGGGCGUGCUUUGCGGCGGGCGCGCCGGGCUUCCGGACGGCGACGGGGAGCCAGGGGCGCGUGUACGUGUACGCGCUGAACACGACGACGGACGCGUACGUGCGGAGCGCGGUGAUCGAGUCGCCGGACCCGUCGGACCGGAUGCAGUUUGGCGGGGUGUGGGCCGGGAGCACGGCGGUGACGACGGGGUGCGGCCGCGUGGCGACGGGGGCGUACUUCCGGACGUUUAACGGGACGCGGUCGGGGUCGGUGUUUGUGUACGAGCGCGACGCGACGACGGGCGCGUACGGGAACGCGACGGAGGUGGUGUAUCCUGAUGCGCAGGCGAACUCGUGGUUUGGGUACGCGGUGGCGCUGGACGGCGAGGACCUGUACGCGUCGGCGCUGCGUGUGGACGACGGGGCGACGCCGUCGGCGGGCGCGGUGUACUGGUUUAGGCGCGACAGCGGGACGGGGACGUGGACGCUGGUGCGCAACAUCACGGCGUCGCCGGGGAGCGCGUCGGGGGAGUUUGGGUCGCGGAUCGUGAUAUCAUCGAACCGGCUGCGGAUGGUGGUGGGCGCGAAGAACUACGCGGAGGCGACGAACGGCGACGACAACGGCGCGGCGUUUGUGUUUGAGCGCACGUCGGUGACGGCAGACUGGGUGCAGGUCACGCGGCUGCAGGCGGGGGCGCCGGAGGACGGGAGCGAGUUUGGGACGGCGGUGGCGAUGUCGCUGGACGGCGGGCAGGUGUACGUCGGGGCGUCGUGGUCGGACACGGCGGGCAUCAACGCCGGCGCCGCCUACGCUUUCGACGAGCGCGCCUCUCUCCCGGUCACCACCGGCCCCCCCACGACCGUUGGCCCCGUACCGACGACCGUCGCCACCAACCCUCCUUCCGCAACCAACGCCCCUGGCAGCGCGGCGACGCAGGCGCCUGCCGUCGCCACCACUGCGCCGCCCACCUCUCGCAUUGAGGUUACCAUCGGCCUGUCCUCGCCAACCGACGUAUCCGCAGCCACCCUGACGUCAAUCGAACAAGAGAUCUCCGGGAGACUCGGCAUCGCGUCUAGCCGCGUCAGCGCCCGCGUCCAGGCGCGGCGCCGCCGCGUCAGCGAGAGCGCCCGCGCCCUGCUGGUCGUCGGCACGGCGAUCAUUGCCACGGUCCAGGCGGAGAGCACCGCGCAGGCCCAGACCCUCAACACGCAGCUGCAGUCUGCCGUCGACAACGGGGCCCUCAGGACCGCCGUCGAGGCCCUCGGCCUGCCCGUUGCCAACAUCGGCACGACCGUCGUCGCGCCCACGAACGUCGGCACGGCCGCACCGGCCGGUGGCGACGGGCUGAGCACCGGCGCGGUGGCCGGCAUCGUGGUGGCGGCGGUGAUCGGCAGCGUGGUCAUCAUCGGCGUCAUCGUCGCUGUGGUGGUUGUGUCGUCGCGGAAGAAGAAGGAUGCGUUCGCCAAGGAGGACAACUUCGACACGCUCAGCGCGGGCCUCCCGAAGCUGGACUGGGUGAUGGAGAAGGACGCGAGGGCCAGCACCGACCAGGAGGGGAAGUUCACGGAGAGCGCUUCGGGCUUCGGAACGUCGCUGCCGCCGGCCGUCUCGGAGUACGCGGCUACCGACAACGUCACGGCCAGCAUCGUGCCCCGCCCGGAGUUGGCGUUCCUCAAGGAGAAAGCACGGGCACAGGAAGCCCGGCUCGCAGCUGGAGGCGGAACCCCAGGCAAAGACGGCAGGAUACAGGCCUCUGCGGCUCAGAACAAGCCCAACGACGGGUCGGCCACGGGCAGCGGGGCCACGAACCAGGGCACCGCGACGGUGCAAGGCUCCUCGGCGGGGGGGUCGGGCACGACUGGGCCAAGCACAGAGGCGCACGCCCAGCCCGACGCGUGA
Molecule: messenger RNA, 3777 nt
Organism: Pedinophyceae sp. YPF-701
Lineage: Eukaryota; Viridiplantae; Chlorophyta; Pedinophyceae
Source: the annotation of a GenBank genome assembly